Myotis daubentonii (Daubenton's bat) is the source of this 2024-nucleotide messenger RNA. RefSeq names its product protein CD300H-like. Lineage: Eukaryota; Metazoa; Chordata; Mammalia; Chiroptera; Vespertilionidae. Gene Ontology annotation, cellular component: plasma membrane. Gene Ontology annotation, molecular function: transmembrane signaling receptor activity. The record is from RefSeq and is a predicted model, not a curated record.
AUGGACUGUGCUGUACAAGGGGCAGUCCAGCAUAAGCAGACAGAAGCCAGCGGCCUGAAGAAGCCACUGCUUCUAGCACAGUCCUUCUCCCUGGCUCUGCCGGCAAUGUGCAGCCGAGAGGCCCGCCCGAGGGACGGGGCAUUGUGGCUGCCACGGGCUCUGCUGCUUGUCUGUGUCCCAGGCUCUUUGUCUCUGCGCGGCCCCAAUAAUGUGACGGGCACCGUGGGUGGCUCCCUGAGCGUGCAGUGUUGGUACCAGAAGGAAUAUGAGGCGUUUAACAAAUACUGGUGCAGACAGCCGUGCUUGCCACUUUUCUCUGAGACUGUGGAGACCAGCGCCUCCUGGAGAGAGGUGAGGAGAGGCCGAGUGUCCGUCCUGGACCAUCCUGGAAACCUCACCUUCACAGUGACCUUGACGAACCUCACUGCAAACGAUGCAGGAAAAUACAGGUGUGGGAUUUCCACGCUACUGAUGGAAGAGGGGCUUCCUGGCUUCUUGCCUGAACCCUUUUUCCAGGUUCAAGUGUUUGUUUCCCCAGCCUCCAGCAGCAGGAGCUCUGCAAGGACGCCUGGACCUCCCAGCCGAGACCCAGGGUCCCAGCUCAGCAGUGUCCACUUCCUGCUCCUCAUAUUCCUGAAGGUGCCCCUGCUCCUGAGCAUGCUCAGUGCUGUCCUCUGGGUGAACAGGCCUCAGCGGGCAGCUUGUGAGGAAACACAGUUUGGCUAAGACAACCUGCCACCGUCCCCGCCCACCCAUGUCCUGUCCAGAGACACAGCCACUCGGGCUACAGAAGACAGAACCUCCACCCUGAACCUUACAUCCCUUUUCAACUUAUCACCAGAGACUUAAAAAAACAUUUUAAUGACUAUAUCACCCACACUAACGUGUGUAUAUAUAUGAACAGUUGAAGGACUACAAAUAAACAUCUGUGUACCCGCCAUUCAGCCUAAGAAAUCAAACAUCAUGGAGACAGUUAAAGCCCCCACCUACUUCUCCCUGACUUCAUGCCCCCCACUUCUCCUGUUGCCAGAGUCAACCACUCUCUCCAUUAGUUUGUGCCAAUCAUUUCUAUUACCCAACCUCACAGUUAAGAAGGAACAGCACGCUUGUGGCAGUUCUUAAAGCCAAGAACUGAUGGCGCCAGAGGCAAUCUGCAGAGCUUCUAUGGACCUCUUCAUGGACUCAGAAAUAAUUCUCCAGCAGGAUUGCUUCUCAGUUGCUGGGUCCCUCCCGGCUGAUCCCCAAAUCCAGACCCAUUGUAUCCUGCUGGCCUUUCCCCAGGCUGGGUCCACUCCCCACCCCAUCCUGCUCAUCAGCCUGGGCUAUGUGAGUAGGGACCCCCUUGUCACCAUGGGGGCCAACCAGAUAUGGACUCAGGCAUUCAGGAGGCCAGGGCUCAAGGUACAACCAGGGGUCUGGAGCCCAGUGGGCAGCUCAGACUAGAGUAGACUGAACCUAGAGGUGGGGAUGGAACCAGGAGCAAGAGAUGAAGUCGCACCUGAUUCCUGUCCAAGGCUUCAGAUUUCUUGAGAAGCAACACCACGUGGAUCUGCUGAUUUCUCACUCCCUGGGAGAGGCAGAGAGACCAGGGCCUCAGUGAACAUGUUCAGCGAGCUUGGAACUUCAGGUGGUGACAGCUGGCACCACUUUCUAUUCCCCAGGAACAAGGGAACUUGUGUCUAAGGGACUAACUAUGACCGGUGCCAGGAUGCGUCUAAGGAAGGGCAGCUGUGGGGAUGAGAAACCAGGAGACAGAGGUGCAGGGGCGAAGAGAGAUGGGUGGGAAGUGGGGAGGGGUGGCGGGGUCCAUCUUGCAGUGUCCUGGGAGAGUCUACAGUUUGGCCCUGGCCUGGCAUCCCAUGAACAGCCUCAAACUUAGUCUUUAACAUGAUCUCUACAUUGAAUUAUCUACACCACCACAGGCUGUGUUGGUAGACGUGUUUAUGCUAUGUAUUUAUACAUGUGUUUUAUUCCUAUGAAACCACCGGAAAGUUAACAUUUUAAUGCCAUAGUCAUCUUCUCAU